Messenger RNA from Pipistrellus kuhlii (Kuhl's pipistrelle), 2599 nucleotides. It is a transcript of the gene B3GALNT2, whose product is annotated as beta-1,3-N-acetylgalactosaminyltransferase 2. Gene Ontology annotation, molecular function: hexosyltransferase activity. Gene Ontology annotation, cellular component: membrane. Bases 121 to 1623 code for a protein of 500 amino acids. The transcript has 12 exons. NCBI's taxonomy places the organism in Eukaryota, Metazoa, Chordata, Mammalia, Chiroptera, Vespertilionidae. The record is from RefSeq and is a predicted model, not a curated record.
GCGGCGGGGGCCACUUGGGGCCGUCGCACCGGCAUCGACCACCGCCCCCUCGGGAGGUCCCCUGCCUCCGCCGCCGGGACGCGGGAGGGGGGCGUGAGGAGGGGCCGGCGGGGGCGGCCAAUGCGAAACUGGCUGGUGCUGCUGGGCCCGUGCGUGCUCGGGGCGGCGCUGCACCUCUGGCUGCGGCUGCGCUCCCCGCCGCCCGCGCGCGCCUCCGCCGCGGCCCCCGCAGAUCCACCGGCCUCGUUUCCUCCGGGGAAAGACAGCCACUAUGACCUGGUAGUCGGUGUGUUGUCAGCCCGCCAUAACCAUGAACUUCGAGACGUGAUCCGGAGCACCUGGCUGAGGCACUCCCGCCAGCACCCCGCCCUCAGCCAGCGGGUGCUGGUCAAGUUCAUCAUCGGCGCCCGGGGCUGCGAGGUGCCCCUGGAGGACCGGGAGGACCCCUACUCCUGCCGGCUGCUCAACAUCUCCGACCCGGUUCUGAACCAGGAGAUCGAGGCCUUCACGUUCCCGGAGGACGCGCCCGCGGGCUCCUCCGAGGACCGCGUGGUGAGCGUGAGCUUCCGCGUGCUGCACCCCAUCGUGAUCACCAGCCUCGGGGUGCUGGGCGGCGCCGGCGCCGGGGGCUUCCAGAGGAACAUCACCGUGCGGCUGUACCAGGCCGAGCAGGAGGAGGCCCUCUUCGUGGCGCGCUUCAGCCCCCCGAGCUGUGGGGUGCAGGUGAGCCGGCUGUGGUACAAGCCCGUGGAGCAGUUCGUCUUACCCGAGAGCUUUGAAGGCACCAUCGUGUGGGAGAGCCAGGACCGGCAGGGCCUGGAGGCCAGAGCGCUCGGCAGCGUGGCAGUCCACGACGGGGGCGGCGUGCUCAGGGUCACCGCGGCCGGGGAGGGUGCGUGGCCCCCGGAGCCCCCGGAAGGAGUGGAGGGCGUGGCCGGCGGCUUCAUCUACACGAUUCAGGAAGGCGAUGCUCUCCUCCAGAACCUCCGCUCGCGCCCCGGCCGCCGCGCCGAGCACCUGCGCAGCCUGCGCGCGGAGGACGCCGCGCUGCGGGGGGAGAGCGGCCGCCACGGCGACAUUGUCUUCGUGGACGUGGUGGACACCUACCGCAACGUGCCCGCCAAGCUGCUCCGCUUCUACCAGUGGACCGUGGGAGCCACGAGCUUCGAUCUGCUGCUGAAGACGGACGACGACUGCUACAUCGACCUGGAGGCCGUGCUCCGCAGGCUCGCCGGGGGCUCCCCGCGGGGCCCGAGCGUCUGGUGGGGAAAUUUCAGGCUCAACUGGGCCGUGGACCGGACGGGGAAGUGGCAGGAGCUGGAGUACCCCAGCCCCGCGUACCCCGCCUUCGCGUGCGGCUCGGGGUACGUGGUCUCCCGGGACAUCGUGCACUGGCUGGCCGGCAACGCGGGCCGGCUGAAGACCUAUCAGGGUGAAGAUGUGAGCAUGGGCAUAUGGAUGGCGGCCAUCGGACCUAAGAGAUACCAGGACAGCCUGUGGCUGUGCGAGAAGACCUGCGAGCCGGGCAUGCUGUCCUCCCCGCAGUACUCCCCGCAGGAGCUCGCCCACCUGUGGAGGCUGAAGGAGCGGUGCGGGGACCCGUGUCAGUGUGAGGCCGGAUGAAGGGGACUCUGGGGGAGGGGCCCGGGGUCCGAGGGAACCCCGGGGAGCAGGUGCGGCUCCUGGCUCGGUGUGGGCUCCCCCGGGCCCCGUUGUGUGGCUUCAUGUUUGCAGUUUCCUCUGAGAAUCAACCCGGAUGCUGUAGCAUAACAACUUUAUCUAUAUAGCGGGAGAUCUGAAAAAUACCAAAUAGUUUGUAAAUCCUGCUGUGCCAUUCUAGUUAGCUUCACUAGCUACCGUUUUUGGUUAAAAGGCGGCUUGUUCAGAAACCUUGAGUGACUGAGAGUUGGACUUUCGGCCUGGAUUGCAGACUAGCUUCAUAUAACACGGUUAGGACAAUGACAUGAGACGAAAAACAACUCUCACAAAUGCUGUGUGAUGCUGUGGUCACAUGUACCAAAGUGUGGGUUUCUGGAAAUGACGUCACUCUCUGUGGGUGUCUGAGGCAAAGGGGGCAGUUAGACCUGGGGGAGAACCCAUUAAUUCUCGGUUCUGGACCUUGGUUUUAAAGUUCAUUUAUUAUUAAUGGACUAAUGCACGUGUUCUUUUGCCGUUUCACACAAAUCCUGGGAGUCACCGUUUAGUGCUCCUACUAAAAAGGCGACAUUUUAGUGACUAUAAGUAAAAUCAAAUACUCUCAGGGUGAUAGUGCCAGAGCGAAGGCUAUUUUUCAAUAGUGGACGCUUUGAAAGAAUUACGCUUGCCUGCUGUCACUGCCAAGUUUACCUGAUAUGAGUGGGUUUUUGUCAGGGCUGGGAUCACUGACAGAGUACAGGCUUCUGUAGGUUAACUGCAGGAGAAAGCAUGUAACAUACGUGAGAAGUGCUCUUCCUCUGGGCACUGCGUUCGGGAGGAGCGACCGUAGCAUGUCUGCUGUACACAGUGGAGGGUGUGCCCCUAAGCUUAAGGGACAUUUCCCUAAAUGACGAACCAGAUCACUGUAGUAGCUUUUAAACCAAUAAUAUCAAUAGAGGAUUCC